Messenger RNA from Penaeus monodon (black tiger shrimp), 875 nucleotides. RefSeq names its product adenosine deaminase-like protein. Gene Ontology annotation, molecular function: adenosine deaminase activity. Lineage: Eukaryota; Metazoa; Arthropoda; Malacostraca; Decapoda; Penaeidae. The record is from RefSeq and is a predicted model, not a curated record. Gene Ontology annotation, biological process: adenosine catabolic process; inosine biosynthetic process.
CUACGCUCGUUGUCCCUCCGUCGACGCCGCCGAUACUUUUCUCUCAAAAAUACUACUGAAUUUUAGUCCCUUUCUUGAUCUUUUUUUUUAAUUUUCUCUCAGUUUAGACUUCCAGAUGGACUUAAGCGAAUACUGCAAGGGCUUGCCGAAGAUUGAACUUCAUGCUCACCUCACAGGCUCUCUGAGUGACGCCACAGUGCUUAAGCUUCUGCGAGCGAAGCAGGCAGAGGGUGGGGCUAACCUCCCCCAGUCAGCAGAGGUUACCAUCCAGCGUGGCCACAGACGCACACUUGAGGAGUGUUUUGAAGUCUUCAGGAUACUACACUGCCUAACGGAUAAUCUCAGCGCAAUAAAGACCAUAACGAGAGAUGUUAUUCAGGAGUUUGUAGCAGACAAUGUGUGUUAUUUGGAAUUGAGAACGACCCCAAAAGCCAUUCAUGGAGUAAUGACGAAGAAUCAGUAUAUUGAUACAGUUCUCGAGGCUAUGAUAGACGAAAUGAAUCAAAACGCUAUUACUGUUCGUUUGCUCAUUUCCAUCGACCGUUCUCGUGGUCUGGAUGAUGCAUGGGACACCCUGCAGUUAGCUAAGCAUUAUGCUGCUCAUGAACGCUUCAAAAAUCUUAUAUGCGGAAUAGACAUAAGUGGGAAUCCUCGGGCUGGAAACCUUGUUGAUUAUAUCCCUGUACUGCAAGAAGCAAAGCAAUGUGGACUCAAGCUUUCAGUUCAUCUUGCAGAGGUUUUAAAUGAAAAGGAAACACUGGAACUCUUGAAGACUGAACUUAUAGACAGAAUCGGUCAUGGGACAUUCAUCCACCCGGAGACAGGCGGGUCACAGGAGCUGUUGCAGCUCGUCAAAAGUCAGGCUAUUCCACUUG